AUGUCUUUAAAGAAAAUUGAAGAUUUAAAUCGUAUAUUAACAGAAUUAAAAAUUGGUUCAAUAUUAAUAAAACGAAAACGUAAUGGAGAAAAGUAUUCACGUCGUUUUUAUCUUGAUGAGCAUGAAGAUUUUAUCUCAUAUUAUCAAUCGGAAAAAAUUUUUGCUCAAUCACAUUACAUUCGAGAAAUCGAUGAAAUUCGAACUGGCUUUCAUACAUUAACAUUUGGUGAACUUCUUAAACAACAGAUUGUACAUUCGGACGAUGAAAAACUCGCAUUCUCCAUAUUUUACAAUAAUUAUCGGGAUGAACUUCAUUUAAUGACAAAUGAUGAACAAACAAGAUAUAAAUGGGUACUAGGAUUGCAGUAUUUAAUCGAUCUUCAUACAACAAAAGGACAAGGACAUAUUAUUCAUGAUACCAACUGGAUUUUAAGCCAUCUACGGUUUGGUGAUAAAGAUAAAUCGAAUACCAUCACUAAACCUGAAUGUCAACAAUUACUAGCCGAUUCAUUAAAUAUUGAACUACCAGAAGAUGUUUUUGAAAAGCUUUUCCAAGAAACAGAUAAAAAUGGUGAAGGUAUUUUGACUCCAGAUGAAUUUAUAAAUUUCUUUCAUGUUCUUGCUCGUCGAAUCGAUCUCUAUGAAAUAAUGCAAAAAUAUGUGAAAAAUGCUAAUGAACAAACAAUUGAAACAAUUUGUAUGAAUAUUAAUGAACUUUUAUAUUUUCUUCGUACUGUUCAAAAUCAAAAUAUUAUAACUUACACAUCAAAACAAUUUAAUGAAGAUUUCACAGUUCAACCAAUUACGAUGUACAAACAAGUACAAGAAUUAAUUAAUAAAUUUGAACCAAAUAUUGAAUUACAAGAAAAAGGUCUUCUUAGUCUUGAUGGCUUUCGAAAUUUAUUAUUAUUCGAGGAUUUUUCUUUAAUGAAACCGUGGUGUUCUCGUCGACCAUAUCAUGAUAUGACGAGACCAUUGAAUGAUUAUUAUAUAAACGCUUCACACAAUACUUAUUUAUUCGAUAGUCAAGUAUCUGGUGAUAGUAAUCCUGAAGCAUAUAAUCGAGCAUUACGUUCUGGUUGUCGUGUAGUUGAAAUGGAUUGUUAUGAUGGUGAUGAUGGUCAACCGAUAGUAACACAUAAAUUUACUUUUGUUAAACCAUGUUCUUUUGAAUCAAUCAUUCGAUACAUUGAACCAAAUUUAUUCAAAGCAUCACCUUAUCCAGUUAUUCUUUCAAUUGAAAAUCAUUGUUCGAUUAUACAACAAAAAGAAAUAGCUCGUAUUUUAAAACAAAUUCUUGGAAGUAAAAUAGAUAUAAUUAAAUAA
This is a messenger RNA of Rotaria sordida, 1326 nucleotides long. Lineage: Eukaryota; Metazoa; Rotifera; Eurotatoria; Philodinida; Philodinidae. The record is from the annotation of a GenBank genome assembly.